This is a messenger RNA of Sinocyclocheilus grahami, 474 nucleotides long. Its product is annotated as chymotrypsin A-like. Gene Ontology annotation, molecular function: serine-type endopeptidase activity. Bases 52 to 474 code for a protein of 140 amino acids. NCBI's taxonomy places the organism in Eukaryota, Metazoa, Chordata, Actinopteri, Cypriniformes, Cyprinidae. The record is from RefSeq and is a predicted model, not a curated record. The transcript is spliced from 3 exons. Gene Ontology annotation, biological process: proteolysis.
GACAAUGUUUUAACAGAAAGAUGAUACAAUUGAAUAUGAAUACAUUUUAAUAUGAGUAUCCUCUUCAUAAAGGUUUUCAAGCACCCUAACUACAACGGCUUCACCAUCAACAACGACAUCCUCCUGAUCAAGCUGGCCACCCCCGCUCAGCUCAACACUCAUGUGUCUCCCGUGUGUCUUGCUGAAACCUCCGACAACUUCCCUGGAGGCAUGAAGUGUGUGACCUCUGGAUGGGGCCUGACCAGGUACAAUGCUCCUGAUACCCCUGCCCUGCUCCAGAAGGCCGCUCUGACUCUGCUGACAAAUGACUGCAAGCGUUAUUGGGGAACCAAGAUUACCGAUCUGAAGAUCUGUGCUGGAGCCUCUGGUGCUUCUUCUCGCAUGGGUGACUCUGGUGGUCCUCUGGUCUGUCAGAAGGAUGGAGUUUGGACUCUGGUUGGUACCGUGUCCUGGGGAAGCAGCAUCUGCUUGUAA